AAUCUCACGGUUUCCAAUCCGUCGGUGACGUCCCUCUUCAUGACUCCCCAUCAAACAUUCACGCGCCUUCCGACCUAACCCUAAUUUCUCCGCCAUUCUAUUCCCGAUUUAUCACAGUUAGCUCCCUCAAACGAUCUCUUCUACUUGUCCGAGUUGCUUCUGGUGAUACCAAACUGGCUCAACAACUAUACCGAUCGAUCCGUAAGGGAUAUUGUGGGAUAUGGAUAUAAUCGAAUCCAUCCUCAACAUACCUGUGCAAGACCCACCAGAAGAGGAGUUCUCGUCUGCUGACUUGAGUUGGUCCAAGUUUGGAACUGCUGAUCGUCAUGAUAAUGUUGCCCUUAUUCCUUAUGCAAGGGUUGAUGCAUUCAUAAUUGGGGAGUGCUCUAAUGUAGAAUGCCCAACGCGGUUCCACAUUGAGAGGGGAAGAAAACGAUCCAAAGGCAGCCUAAAAGAGUACAAGAGCGACGAAUAUUUGGAGUAUAGGCUGUAUUGGUGUUCCUUUGGUCCUGAAAAUUAUGGAGAAGGAGGAGGGAUAUUGCCAAGCAGAAGAUAUAGACUCAAUACCCGAAACCGUGCUGCUAGACCUCAAUCUAUGAGGGGGUGCACGUGUCAUUUUGUAGUGAAGCGCUUGUAUGCGCGUCCGUCACUUGCACUUCUUAUAUACAAUGAUAGGCGCCAUGUAAACAAGUCUGGUUUUGUGUGUCAUGGGCCACUUGAUGGAGACGCGAUUGGACCUGGUGCCAAGAAAGUUCCAUACUUAUGUAAUGAAAUCCAACAGCAAACUAUGUCAAUGAUUUACCUUGGAAUCCCCGAGGAAAAUGUGUUGGAGAAGCACAUCGAGGGGUUGCAACGCUAUGGUGAUUCAAAUGCAACCGUAAAUAGCCUUGCUUCACAGUAUGUCCAUAAACUUGGGAUGAUUAUCAAACGUUCUACCCAUGAGUUAGACCUAGAUGAUCAAGCAAGCAUUAGAAUGUGGGUUGAACGCAAUAAAAAAUCCAUAUUCUUUUAUCAGGAUACUUCAGAAACGAAUCCUUUCGUUCUGGGUAUUCAAACCGAAUGGCAGUUGCAGCAAAUGAUCCGUUUUGGCCAUCGCAGUCUUGUUGCAGCAGAUUCGACUUUUGGAAUAAAGAGACUUAAGUACCCAUUGUGCACUCUUCUUGUGUUUGAUUCAAGACAGCAUGCAUUACCUGUUGCUUGGGUCAUUACUCGUAGCAUUGCUAAGCCUGAUGUCUCAAAAUGGAUGAAAGCUUUACUUAAUCGUGUUCGGGCUGUUGACCCUGGAUGGAGGAUCAAUGGAUUUUUAAUUGAUGAUGCAGCAGCAGAGACUGACCCCAUAAGGGAUACAUUUUCUUGUCCUAUCCUUUUUUCACUCUGGCGUGUUCGUAGAUCAUGGCUGCGGAACAUUGUCAAGAGAUGCAGUAACAUUGAAGUUCAGCGAGAGAUUUUUAAACGCCUUGGGAAAAUAGUAUAUAGCAUUUGGGACGGUGUUGAUUAUUCAGUUGCCUUAGAGGAGUUAAACCAAGAUUUUGUUGAUCAAACUUCCUUUGUCCAGUAUUUCAAUGCCUCUUGGGUGCCUAAGAUUGAAAUGUGGCUUACGUCAAUGAGAAACCUUCCUAUUGCAAGCCAGGAGGCAUCUGGGGCCAUAGAAGCAUACCAUGUGAAGCUGAAAGUUAAACUCUACGAUGAUUCACAUCUUGGUGCCCUCCAGAGAGUAGAUUGGUUAGUGCACAAGCUGAUGACCGAGUUGCACUCAAGCUAUUGGCUUGACCGAUAUGCGGACGAAAGUGAUUCCUUUCAGAAUGUUAAGGAAGAAUAUAUUGCUUCCACCUCGUGGCACAGGGCACUGCAAAUUCCUGAUUGUGAUGUUACCUUGGAUGAUAAGGACCACCUCUUUGCCAAAGUUGUGAGCCAAAAAGACAGCAGCUUGACACAUCUAGUUUGGAAUCCUGGAUCAGAAUUUGCCUUUUGUGAUUGUUCUUGGUCGAUUCAGGGAAAUCUCUGCAAGCAUGUCGUGAAGGUCAAUAUAUUUUGCGAAAAUCGGCAAGAAUUUCAACCGUCCAUGUCAUAUCAGUCAUUUAAGGAGAUAUUAACGAACUUAUGGAGAAAACCAACUGAAGAUUCGAUUUCUCUGGAUCUGUCAAUGGCCUGGACUCAGCAGAUUCUUGAGCAAAUUCAGAAACUUGUUGAACUGAACAGUUCCAAUGACAUUGGAUGUGUCGUAAAUAAUAUGCCUCUGAAAUGGAUUGCUAAAAGAGGUAGAACAUCCGUUGGCAAGCCUCCUUCUGCUUUGCCAUCUAGCUCGAAGAGCAAUGCUAUUGUGCCUAAAAGGAAUAGGAAGCGGAAGAGAUUGUCAAGGUUGAGAUGACUAUUAGAGUAUCGCUGUGAUUCUGUAGAGGGAGAUAUUGCUAUUCAUCAAUUUUGAAAGUUUUGAUCAACCAACAGGUAUGUCGUAUGCGAACACAACAUAUGUUUAUUUAUGGACCAAGUUAAAUGAAGCAUCGAUGUACGACAAGCUUGUUUUUUCUUGCUCAUUCACUGCAAAAUUGAACGGAGAAAACUACUCUGAGUAGAGGAUCUCGUUUACUUGAGAUGGCUUUGAGGUAGUAGUAGUUAAGACUUGCAUUGGGUUCAUUUAUCAUUUCUCGAUUAUUGUGCCCCUGGGUUGCCUAGGGCCCAUCUUUUGGUUUUCUGCACUUUUUAACGCCUAGGCAUCAAUUUGUACAAAGUUUUUGUUAGUAAUGGAAUGAGAAUUUGUUGACAGGCUUAGGAUUCUAUUCAUGUUUCAUAGUGUAGAAUCAUCAAUAACUUGUACAGACUGCAGACUAGCUUAUUCAAGUGAAUGUUCAGAAUUUAUUGGUUCAUAAAUAAUUGUUUACACAAAUGAUUGGUGG
This is a messenger RNA of Rhododendron vialii, 2894 nucleotides long. RefSeq lists its product as uncharacterized. Lineage: Eukaryota; Viridiplantae; Streptophyta; Magnoliopsida; Ericales; Ericaceae. Gene Ontology annotation, molecular function: zinc ion binding. The coding region runs from base 221 to 2368 and encodes 715 amino acids. The record is from RefSeq and is a predicted model, not a curated record. The transcript has 6 exons.